This is a messenger RNA of Colius striatus (speckled mousebird), 4108 nucleotides long. It is a transcript of the gene CYFIP2, whose product is annotated as cytoplasmic FMR1 interacting protein 2. NCBI's taxonomy places the organism in Eukaryota, Metazoa, Chordata, Aves, Coliiformes, Coliidae. Gene Ontology annotation, cellular component: synapse; neuron projection. The transcript has 31 exons. Gene Ontology annotation, biological process: axon guidance; cell projection assembly; cell morphogenesis. The record is from RefSeq and is a predicted model, not a curated record. Gene Ontology annotation, molecular function: small GTPase binding. The coding region runs from base 96 to 3857 and encodes 1253 amino acids.
CGGGCGGCGCGGAGCAUCCCGCAGCGCGCAGCAUCCCGCGGCGCGGAGCAUCGCACCCCGCGGAGCGUCAGCACGGAAACUGAACAUCCAGAACCAUGACCACUCACGUCACGCUAGAGGAUGCCUUGUCCAACGUGGACUUACUGGAGGAGCUACCUCUUCCAGACCAGCAGCCAUGCAUCGAACCGCCUCCGUCCUCUAUCAUGUACCAGGCUAAUUUUGACACCAACUUUGAAGACAGAAAUGCCUUUGUGACCGGCAUUGCCAGGUACAUCGAGCAGGCGACGGUGCACUCCAGCAUGAAUGAAAUGCUGGAAGAAGGCCAUGAGUAUGCAGUGAUGCUGUACACAUGGAGGAGCUGCUCACGAGCCAUCCCCCAGGUGAAAUGUAAUGAACAGCCAAACCGAGUGGAGAUUUAUGAGAAGACAGUGGAAGUCCUGGAGCCAGAAGUCACCAAGCUGAUGAAGUUCAUGUAUUUUCAGCGCAAGGCUAUCGAGCGGUUCUGCAGCGAGGUGAAGCGCUUGUGCCAUGCUGAGCGCAGGAAGGACUUUGUCUCUGAGGCCUACCUCCUCACACUGGGCAAGUUCAUUAACAUGUUUGCUGUCCUGGAUGAGCUGAAGAACAUGAAGUGCAGCGUCAAAAAUGACCAUUCCGCCUACAAAAGAGCUGCCCAGUUUCUGCGGAAGAUGGCAGACCCCCAGUCCAUCCAGGAGUCCCAGAACCUCUCCAUGUUCCUGGCAAACCACAACCGCAUCACACAGUGUCUGCACCAACAACUGGAAGUUAUCCCUGGCUAUGAGGAGCUCCUGGCAGAUAUUGUCAACAUCUGUGUGGAUUACUAUGAAAACAAGAUGUAUCUCACUCCCAGUGAGAAACAUAUGCUCUUAAAGGUGAUGGGGUUUGGCCUGUAUCUCAUGGAUGGGAAUGUCAGCAACAUUUACAAGUUGGACGCCAAGAAGAGAAUCAACCUCAGCAAAAUAGACAAAUUCUUCAAGCAGCUGCAGGUGGUCCCUUUAUUCGGCGAUAUGCAGAUAGAACUGGCCAGAUACAUUAAGACCAGUGCUCACUAUGAGGAGAACAAAUCCAAGUGGACGUGCACUCAGAGCAGCAUAAGCCCCCAGUACAACAUCUGUGAGCAGAUGGUCCAGAUACGAGACGACCACAUCCGCUUCAUCUCGGAGCUCGCUCGCUACAGCAACAGCGAGGUGGUCACUGGCUCAGGACUAGACAGCCAGAAGUCAGAUGAAGAGUACAGGGAGCUUUUUGAUCUGGCUUUACGAGGACUGCAGCUGCUGUCCAAGUGGAGUGCCCACGUCAUGGAAGUGUACUCUUGGAAGCUGGUUCAUCCCACAGAUAAAUUCUGUAACAAGGAUUGCCCAGGAACAGCAGAAGAGUAUGAGAGAGCCACCCGUUACAACUACACCAGUGAAGAGAAGUUUGCCUUUGUGGAGGUAAUUGCCAUGAUCAAAGGCCUGCAAGUGCUGAUGGGCCGCAUGGAGAGUGUCUUUAACCAAGCCAUCCGCAACACCAUCUACGCCGCCCUGCAGGACUUUGCCCAGGUGACCCUGCGAGAGCCGCUCAGGCAGGCGGUCAGGAAGAAGAAGAACGUUCUCAUCAGUGUCCUCCAGGCAAUCCGGAAGACAAUCUGUGACUGGGAGGGAGGUCGAGAGCCUCCAAAUGAUCCUUGCCUGAGAGGUGAGAAGGAUCCUAAAGGUGGAUUUGAUAUUAAAGUCCCACGGCGAGCAGUAGGACCAUCAAGUACACAGCUUUACAUGGUGAGGACCAUGCUGGAGUCCCUCAUAGCAGACAAGAGUGGAUCAAAGAAGACUCUGAGGAGCAGCUUGGAUGGGCCAAUAGUCUUGGCCAUUGAAGAGUUCCACAAGCAGUCCUUCUUCUUCACCCACCUGCUCAACAUCAGUGAAGCUCUGCAGCAGUGCUGUGACCUCUCUCAGCUCUGGUUCCGGGAGUUCUUCCUGGAGCUGACCAUGGGCCGCCGCAUCCAGUUCCCCAUCGAAAUGUCCAUGCCCUGGAUCCUCACAGACCAUAUUCUGGAAACCAAAGAACCCUCCAUGAUGGAGUAUGUACUGUACCCCUUGGACCUCUAUAAUGACAGCGCGUACUAUGCCUUGACCAAGUUCAAAAAGCAGUUCCUAUAUGAUGAAAUUGAAGCUGAAGUGAAUUUGUGCUUUGACCAAUUUGUGUACAAGCUGGCAGAUCAGAUCUUUGCCUAUUAUAAAGCAAUGGCUGGCAGUGUUUUAUUGGACAAACGUUUCCGGGCUGAAUGUAAGAAUUACGGCGUGAUUAUUCCGUACCCACCAUCGAACCGCUACGAGACCCUGCUCAAGCAGAGGCACGUCCAGUUGCUGGGUCGAUCCAUCGACCUGAACAGGCUCAUUACCCAGCGUAUAUCAGCAGCGAUGUACAAAUCAUUAGAUCAGGCCAUUAGCCGCUUUGAGAGUGAGGACCUGACAUCCAUAGUGGAGCUGGAGUGGCUGUUGGAAAUAAAUCGCCUGACUCACAGGUUGCUGUGCAAGCACAUGACCCUGGACAGCUUUGAUGCCAUGUUCCGGGAGGCCAACCACAACGUCUCCGCACCCUAUGGGCGCAUCACCCUCCACGUCUUCUGGGAGCUCAACUUCGACUUUCUGCCCAACUACUGCUACAAUGGAUCCACCAACAGGUUUGUGAGGACAGCUAUCCCCUUCACACAGGAACCCCAGCGGGACAAGCCAGCCAAUGUUCAGCCGUAUUACCUCUAUGGAUCCAAGCCACUCAACAUUGCCUACAGCCACAUCUACAGCUCCUACCGCAAUUUUGUGGGGCCACCUCAUUUCAAGACAAUCUGCAGGCUUCUGGGCUAUCAAGGCAUUGCAGUGGUCAUGGAGGAGCUGUUGAAGAUCGUCAAGAGCCUGCUACAAGGCACCAUCCUGCAGUAUGUGAAAACUUUGAUCGAAGUAAUGCCCAAGAUAUGCCGCUUGCCAAGACAUGAAUAUGGCUCUCCAGGAAUCCUGGAGUUUUUCCACCAUCAGCUGAAAGACAUCAUCGAGUAUGCAGAGCUGAAGACCGAUGUGUUCCAGAGCCUCAGAGAAGUGGGCAAUGCCAUUCUCUUCUGCCUCCUUAUCGAGCAGGCUUUGUCCCAGGAAGAAGUUUGUGAUUUGCUGCAUGCUGCUCCCUUCCAAAAUAUUUUGCCCAGGGUCUACAUCAAAGAAGGAGAACGCUUGGAGGUACGCAUGAAGCGUCUCGAAGCCAAGUAUGCCCCACUCCACCUGGUUCCCUUAAUAGAGAGGCUGGGCACUCCGCAGCAAAUAGCCAUCGCCCGGGAGGGUGACUUGCUGACCAAGGAGCGGUUGUGCUGCGGGCUGUCCAUGUUUGAGGUGAUCCUGACACGGAUUAGGAGCUACCUGCAGGACCCCAUCUGGCGCGGGCCUCCCCCGACCAACGGAGUCAUGCACGUGGACGAGUGCGUGGAGUUCCACCGCCUGUGGAGUGCCAUGCAGUUUGUGUACUGCAUCCCCGUGGGCACCAACGAGUUCACUGCAGAGCAGUGCUUUGGAGAUGGUCUGAACUGGGCAGGUUGCUCUAUCAUUGUUCUCCUUGGACAGCAACGGCGCUUCGACCUCUUUGACUUCUGCUACCAUCUGUUGAAGGUGCAGAGGCAGGAUGGGAAGGAUGAAAUCAUAAAAAAUGUGCCCUUGAAGAAGAUGGCUGACAGGAUCAGGAAGUAUCAGAUCCUGAACAACGAGAUUUUCGCCAUCCUGAACAAGUACAUGAAGUCGGUGGAAACAGACAGUUCCACGGUGGAGCACGUGCGCUGCUUCCAGCCCCCAAUCCACCAGUCACUGGCCACCACCUGCUAGUGUGGGCACUGACCCUGCACGGCUUGAGAAAAGAGAAGGGACUGAACCCAGAACAGCUGGGAGGAGCAAACACGACGGCGUUGAGAGCUGGCAGCAAAGUAAGACUGGGUAUGCCUACUACACAAGAGGACACAUCUUCCCGUGGGGCCCUGUUUGAGUGCAUGUUCCGUACCAUCCCUGUGAUUGGUUUUACUUGUAGCUUUCAGACUUGGGGGUGGGUGGGGGUGGGCGAGCGAAAUGUGCUUUUCUUC